UCGCUCAUUGCACAUGUUGAAUUUGUUUUGAUUAUUUGUUUUAAGCAUUUGAUUUAUUAAAUUUGUAUUAAAAUGGCCUAUGUUGCGUUGAGUGAGGCUGAAAAAACCUACAUACUGCACGGCGUAGAGGAUGACUUUCGGUGCGAUGGACGUUCUCGCCGGGAUUACCGGCCCAUGGAGCUGGAAACCGGACUGGUCAGCAAUGCCAGCGGCUCUGCCCGCCUGCGCCUGGCCAACACAGACAUCCUGGUGGGCGUGAAAACGGAGAUCGAUGUGCCCAAUCCCCUCACGCCGGAUUUCGGCAAACUGGAGUUCUUUGUGGAUUGCUCUGCUAAUGCCACGCCAGAGUUUGAGGGACGUGGCGGCUCGGAUUUGGCCCAGGAACUGGUCCUGUCCCUUCAGAACGCCUACGAAUCGCCACUGGCCUUCGACUACCGCACCUUGUGCCUAAUUCCGGGUCAGCAGUGCUGGAAGCUCUACAUAGACAUCUUGAUCCUAGAGUGCGGCGGCAAUCUGCAUGACGCCGUGUCCUUGGCUGCCAAAGCAGCUCUCUUCAACACCAAGUUGCCCCGCGUGACGGCCACUUUGUUAGAUGCCGGCAUCACCGAUCUCAUUAUAUCCGACAACCCUUACGACUGCACCCGCAUUGGCAUCGAUACCGUACCUCUUUUGGUCACCGUUUGCAAGAUCGGCGACUACUGUUUAGUGGAUCCCUCGGCGGAGGAGGAAGUUUGCAGCACAGUCAGCGUGGUAGUCUCCGUUUCCAUGCGAAAUGGUGAGGCCUUUCUUUCGGGCACCCACUUAACGGGCGGCGGCGCCAUGCACCGGGACACCAUGCGCAACUGCCUGCAGCUGGGCCUGUCCAUUGGCGAGCAUCUGGACCAGUUGCUCAUCAAAAUGCUUAAGCAGGAGCAGGAACGCGUCGGUGGCAAGCGACCAAAGACAGUUGGGUUUCUCAAAUAAAGCGGCUUGGGCUUAUAAUGAAAAUUUACUAUUUACUCGAAA
Messenger RNA from Drosophila takahashii, 1005 nucleotides. RefSeq names its product exosome complex component Rrp42 (gene Rrp42). Gene Ontology annotation, biological process: exonucleolytic trimming to generate mature 3'-end of 5.8S rRNA from tricistronic rRNA transcript (SSU-rRNA, 5.8S rRNA, LSU-rRNA); nuclear polyadenylation-dependent rRNA catabolic process; nuclear mRNA surveillance. Gene Ontology annotation, molecular function: mRNA 3'-UTR AU-rich region binding. The record is from RefSeq and is a predicted model, not a curated record. Gene Ontology annotation, cellular component: cytoplasmic exosome (RNase complex); nuclear exosome (RNase complex). Lineage: Eukaryota; Metazoa; Arthropoda; Insecta; Diptera; Drosophilidae.